Suillus clintonianus is the source of this 2484-nucleotide messenger RNA. RefSeq lists its product as uncharacterized. Bases 166 to 2331 code for a protein of 721 amino acids. The record is from RefSeq and is a predicted model, not a curated record. The transcript is spliced from 8 exons. Lineage: Eukaryota; Fungi; Basidiomycota; Agaricomycetes; Boletales; Suillaceae.
UUGUAUUCAUAGACCGUUAUCUGUAGGUUUUGACAUGGCCAAGACAUCAUUCUUGAUUUUGCUAUAAAUCAAAUCAAGCAGAAUGGCAUAUUGACACCAAAUUGGCGGCAAUAUCAGGUCUCAUCGUACUUCGCCUCCACAGCAGUUCCUCUGGUAUCGACUGUCAUGAUACACAACGAUCAGCGUCUCCCAAACCCGAAUUCCGUGGAUAACUUACCAUUGAUGCCCUUGGAUGGGUUCCACUCACAUUCUUCACCCCGUCACUCUCUAUCUGGUCAUCAAGAGACCAUGUCAGACCCUCAAAACUCCAGAUUUUCUCUCUUACCCGACGAAGAACCGUUUUAUCACCACCAAGAGACGUCUGGUGCGAGCCAUUUCCAGAACCCAAUUCGCCCGCAACUAUUUCGCCAGAGCCCCACCAAGAGCCACAGGGACAUUGUGCUCAAAGGCACCUGGCAACUUACGAAAACCUUCAUUGUUCCUUUCAUCACCAUUGCAUAUCUGACUUUUUGCUAUACGGUUCAAUAUCGAGUGGUUCGCUUCAAGGGAAAAGGGUUGUACGAUGAACUUGACGACACCUGGCUUGCCAUUGUCAAAUCCGGUUUAACAACGAUCAGCAUCAUUAUCGUCAGCAUUUCUCUCUAUCCUGUGUAUGAUCUGCUUUCCAGCUUGAAAAGCGAAGAAUUCUUCAGAGUCCUUCGCAGACGUCCCCAAGGCAUUCCUCUGUCUGCAAUCAAUUCCAUUUCCAACCCUUCCUGUGGAACUAUUGAGACUAUCAUGCUCAUCAUACACAAACAAUGUUCUCGGUAUUUCGUCACUGCCUUUGUUGCAGCAGGUAUUGCGUGGGUUGCAUCGGCGCUUGCACCUGCCGCUUUGAGUAUUCAGCCCGUUCUGGCCGAUGGAGAUAUCCAAGCAUUUCUUGUUGGUGCUGUUCCGCCUUUGAGCUUUUACAGACCCACUGCAUCCGAACAAACUAUUCCGUCUAUGAAGCAAGCCGUUUCCCCUGGGUAUCCCGCUUCUAUAGCGUGGGCAGAAAUGGCACUGGGCAUGUCAUAUGCGUACACCAUAUCGAGCAAGUCACUUGAUAAACACGCGGCUUAUCUCACGCCAAUGCCGACCAGCAUCCAAGCUUCGACAAGUGCAAGAUGGUUAAGUGACGUAGUUGGACUCGAUCCUUUUUGCACAUGGGCAAAUGCUGUCAAUCUUACCAAGUCUUCAUCAUCAAAAGCGAUGAAUAGUUCCAGCGUAGCCUCCACGGCUGUUACUGCAUACCUCUUGGGUCUCGAUCUUGAUAUUUCCGUUCCAAGCAGCCUUUUCCCGGUGUAUAAAUCCAAAUAUGUAACACGGAUUUACGUGUUGGAUCCAACUAUAUAUGUCAAAAAUCAUACCACUCACACACUGCCGUCUGACGGCUCGACGACUUUUGCCGUCAUUGCUUGUACCGAAGGUUGCACAGGAAACCAGAUCAACAUCUACCCAGACUUUACAGACAUACCGACUCUGCAGUUUACUGCGCCAAAUAACACUUACGAACUCGCGUUCCUCGUGUGUAAGCCCAACAUCGUCAUCGAAACGCGCGAGGUGCGCACACAAGGGUCCUUCAUAUUCGAGGUCCAGCCACUCCCAGAAGGGAAAGCUUACCCAAGGCAAGGAAACUUGGACCACACGCAAACCUCCUUUAUGUUAAGCAUAGCGACGUCCGUCCUAUCCUCAGACUCAGGCCCUCAGACAUCAGCAUGGUUCGGCCUCGGGUCAGAAACACAAGUCAAUUUCCUCUUUUCGGAUGCUCAGAUGAACGCUAUCGAUCUCAGCAAACUGGGCGUAACAAUAACACUUCAACCAGUGCCCCUCAAGAACCUUACACAAGGGUACACUCAAAUAGUACAAGCUGCGGCGAAGGCAUACAUCACGGGUGGCCUAGGCACUGCUUAUGUCCCGGCUCGAGUGUCGAGAAUGCAACUCAUCUUCGCGUCGUCACUCCCACACGUCAUCUUGGCUACCGUUGCGUUCGCGCUUUUAUGGGCACUGAACAUAUACGCGCACUUCCGCCAAGGAAAAUAUUACGAUUUCACGCUCGUCAACGUCGGAGCUGCAUUGCACAAUUCGGAAAUACCCGAACAGUUUUCACAGAUGAAAACGCAUGCAGCCAAUCAAAAAAUCCCUCAUUCACGCUGGAUUAAAGUUGCCGGGGUGCGGUUCAAGACCGGUUCGAGGUAUGACAGCCCGAACCCGAACACGAACCUGUUCAUGAUAUCUCAAGGCCAUCGAACACGAACAUUAGCCAACGGUUCGGUCAAGAACCGGUCCUAUAUGGUGCUGUUCAGGUAUUAGAGCUAUUUCGCACCCAACUGCACUUCGUCGACAGCGUCGUCGAGCCAACGUUGUCUCCGCGCAGCGUCCUUGGCUUCCAUCUCAGCUUCGUGAUGCCUCCGCUCCUUCUUGUACUUAUUCUUUACAAUUUGAAUGUCACCAAAGUUUGCUGGA